This is a messenger RNA of Adelges cooleyi (spruce gall adelgid), 2570 nucleotides long. RefSeq lists its product as uncharacterized. The coding region runs from base 191 to 1678 and encodes 495 amino acids. Lineage: Eukaryota; Metazoa; Arthropoda; Insecta; Hemiptera; Adelgidae. The transcript has 7 exons. The record is from RefSeq and is a predicted model, not a curated record.
GUGUGAGUGUGUAUUCAGUGGUGACCGCUCGUGAGAGUGCAAGUGUUUCGUGUGAUAAAGUGAGAGUGGUUUAGCGUGGUGCGUGGAUACGUCGCGUGCAGGCUACAGACACACUAUAGUAAAAUAAGAGUCAGUUUUUUUUUUUAAAUUUCUAUUACCGGUAAAGUGCGUCAACUUUUUGAUUUCAAACAUGAAGAUCUCUUUAUGUCUGAUGGCGGUAUUUGCCGUAUGCUGCUGCGUUGCAUCCAUGUCUGUGGAUACAUCUUCAGAAAGCACCGCUUUCGACGGUCUGGAGUACAACAGUGACAAUACUAGAACGAAGAGAUCCGGAGAAAUUAUCCAGGCGUUGCUUUCCAAAAAAUUGAAUUUGCUCGGCACUUUGAGUGGCUCAUCGGCCGGUAAAUCCCUCGGAGUUCCGGACGCAAGUUACGGUGCUCAGCAGUUACCUCUGUCUUUCCACACGAAAUCGUUUAGCUUGUGGGGCGUCAAGAAGGCGAUCAUGGCAUCGGUAUUCCAAGCUGCCAAGGCGAUAACGGGCGGUGUGCUAGCCCUGAAGGGUCAACUGAUCAAGGCCAAGGGGCACGUGGUCCAAGCCAAAGGAAAAUUGUUACAGACCAAAGGGGAGGCUAUCACGAACUUGGGAAAAAACGUAGCGACUCACGCGUUUGACUCGGGCGUACAUCAACAAUACGACGAUCAACUAGCGUACAUACAGCCUCAAUUGCCCGUCCCUACUAACUAUGGAGGUUACCAGGGGGUGCAGCAGGCGUACUCGCAAACGGCUUACGCGGCUCCUAGACCGAUCAGUUACCCAGCGACAUACGGAGGUCAGGGUGAAUAUAGCAACGAUGCGGGAUACGCCAAUCAAGGAUACACUGCUAAACGAGCAGUUUCUAAUCCCCUGAUCGGAUCCUCUAAUCAAGUUCAAAAUGCGUUUGAUAAAAAUGGCGUGCAAGCAGGGUUGUUACUACUGAAACCAAUAAGGCUGCCACAUAAUGGUCAAAAUAACGGAAUCCAAACACAAGCUUUUAACCAGCGAGCUCAAGCAAACAAUUUUGCACCGCAACCGUUCGGCUUCCAAGCUGCAAAACAAAACCAAGCUCUGAGUUUAGCUUACGGAGGACAAGAUGCCAGAUUUCCGAUUCAAGACAACAGCUAUUUGACUCGAAAUGUACAAAACCCAAUUGUUGGCCAACUGCCCGCAGUGAACAACGAGUUUCAGAAUUUAGCUUAUUCGCUAGGCAACCAAAUAAACGGCCAAGCAUUUGGACAACAAUUAGGAGGGUUCCCUGUUCCGGCGUUAUCACAAGAACAUUUUGGCGACCAAUUUCACUCGGCGUCUGAUUCUCGAGAGCACGUUGUAGAGCAAUCGCAUCAAAAUUUCUUCAGUGAUGAAAUGCCGUUCAAGAAAGAAACGUCGAAUAAGAAACCGGAAAAAUUGACUUCGAGUUUUUUCACUCCUACGGUCUCGACGACUGACGAAGACGAAUUUCUAGAAGAAAACGAGUCAAACGUUAGGUCUGUUGUGCACGAAAGAGAAAUUUCAACUGCUGCUCGAGAGACAGAUAUUGUGCCAUUAAAAUACCCGAACGAUUCCAGCCCAGAAGACCAAGCUAGGUUAAAACAAACUGUUCAGAGAUUUUUCAAUAUGCUGCAAAGUAGACAAUAUGCAUCAUGAUUUUGUAACUUGUAUCGAUGGCCAACUCAAAUUGCACAAUUCAGAAAAUCAAACACGUUUCCUAUGUACACACUAUCAAAUAAUUCGUGGACCCAGUGAAGUAAAACAUAGUUAAGAAAAUGAAUAAAACACGAUUGACUCACGAUUACUUUAAUGAUUGUGUGUUUAAUUAGCUAGUCAAUUUUAUAAUGUAUUAUUUUUACUCAAAUAUGUACGAGACAUUUUAUAUUUUAUAUUUAUGCGUUUAUACUUAAAAGAAAACACAUUUGCUCAAGAUCAAACACUAUAGAAAACUGUCGACAUAAUAAUACAAUAUUUAAAGCUAUAAUAGCAUAAUAUUAUGUAAUAAUAUACAAUGUAUAAAGAACUAUCAAUGCAAUUGCCUCAUAAUUAAUAUCGUACGUUUUUUUCAUUUUGUUAUCAAAUUUAAAUUAACAAAAAUAAUAUUUAAGAGAAUGGUAUAAAACCAAAUUAUUGUUAAUUUUACGUUAAGGAAAUGUAAAUUAUACUAUUAUAAUAGAGUAAACCUCAGAUGAUAUGCUAUUAUAAUUGCUAGUUGGUAAUGUUAUUUUUAGUUCAUAAUACAUAUUUUGGGUUGAGAAUUUAUACUUUACGAUUAGACUGUAAAACAAAUGAUCAAUUGUCACAAAAAUAUUAAUAUGAAAUAACUUUAUUGUUUGGGUAAGUAUCUUAACUUCUAUUUUCAACAUAUUAUUUCAAACAUGUUUACUUUGAUUUUUCUAUUUUUUAAUAAUGAUAUGUUCUUUUAAGACUUGUUUAUACUAUAUUAUUUUCUUUGGGUAUUUGCAAAAAAAAUAAAAUUACUUAUUCAUGGUAUUAUUUUUUGUAAACUCUAUUAAAUAUUCAAUCGGCCAUACAGAGUUUUUUUAUA